UCUUCAGUUUAUACGGAAAUGAACAUUGACUUAUAAUAAUUUCCACGUUAGCGUUUUAUUGUCGUUAUUUAGACGUUUAUUAACAUAAUGUAACUCAAAAUAUGAUUAAUUUUACUGCACAGCAUCACAUUAUUUCCCCAGGCAGUGUUUAGUUCGCGUUGGAGACGGGACUUGUUUGAUAUAUGUUAUCUACUGUUAGCUAGCUAACGAUGGCUAACUGUAUGGUUUUUCACACGCAAAUAGCCUCCAUCAUGGAGGUGCUAGCGAAUGCAGCCGUAGCAGAAAUCUGUAAACUCGUAGACGACGACUAUGCAGUGUUUCGUUUGGAAAUAACUCAAAGCCAGAAAGAAAACAGGGCAUUGCGGAGGAAACUACAGCUACAAGAACUGAAGGUGGCAAGGGAGCGCGCAGAGAGGACAACGCAAGAGCGCGUCCUCGCCAGUCGUCCCAGUAGUGUCAAGAUCCUCGACCAAUACAGAGGAAUGGCAAGAGUGACUCUCUCAAGUGAAGGACAUCUCACUGAAGGCCACAGGAGCUUUGUGAAGCCAGUGGGACACAAUACAUGGAGAGAUGACCAACCAAUCACUGUUGAUGAGGGGAGUGUAACCUCAACCAAGAACAUUAUUGUGAUAGAGUCUGUAGAUGCAGAGGCUGCUGGUCCUGGGGUCAAGCAGGAGAGAUCUGAAAGAGAGGAGGACCCACGACACAGCAGAGAGAUCCAGACUGGAGCGCCCUAUGUAGCCACUGAGGUCCCUACCACCAACGCCCCAGCGCCGCCCAAUACCCAACGUAGCAUCAUGGAGGAGGAGGAGGGUCCAGAUGAGCUGCUGGUGAAGGAGGAGGGGUCUGGGGAGAGUCUGGGGAACCCUGAGGGAAACAUGGUCAUGGACAACCAGACUACACCUCCUCCUGCACCUAAAGAGGCACCAGCUGAGCAGCACAGGAACACACACAGUCUCACUGAGUCAGUAGACAUGGAGGAUGGGAAGCCUGAUCUGCUGCUAGUCAAAGAGGAGACAAUAGAAGACGGACCAGAGAACAUUGAUCUGCUGAGUGGACUAAAGAUGGGGGAGCAAGGUGGUUGGCAGGAGGCUAACAGAGGAGACUGGGUGGCCAUCUUGGAUUCCCAGACCGGUGCAGCCAAGGACCUGGGGAAUAACAUCACUGAGCAGGCCAGGACCAGAGGCGACAUAGUGGAGGUCAGUGGAUGGGACAGCAUCCUCAACUCUGGGCUGGGGAUCAACACUGUUAACCAGAAACAAACAGUCGGACACAAAACAGCAACUGAACUUAGUCUCCAUGACAACAGACUGGCUGAGAUCAGGGCGAUGCGUAGAGUUGGUCUGCAUGGACGGGGAGGUGUCGGUAUGCGGCUAGAGAGAACAGACAUUGACUUGGCUAGCAAUGAUCCGUCCUGCUCCUAUAGUUGUGAUUCAGAGAGACUGAUGGCGCCUCAGGUUACCCCACUAACAGGUGCUGCCUUCAGCCUGUCUUCUAUAGGAUCUAUCAACUGGAAUAUGGACCCUGUGACAACACAGACACUCCCUGGCCUACAUCCUCCUCACACUCUCCUAAUGUUAAACCAGACCUCAGACAAUGCAAGUUCCUCAACAUUAAAUGGCUACACAAACUCAUUGACAAAUGACCGAAUCAAAGACAGAAUCAGUAAAGGUGGCAGCGCCAAAGAGAAGCGCUUCCGGUGUUCGUUCUGUGGGAAAGCCUUUAGUUUCCCCCAACAGGUGGAGAUCCACCAGAGGAUGCACACGGGAGAGAAACCGUUCGGCUGCCAACUGUGCCGGGCCUGUUUUUCCCGAUCGUCCCACCUGAAGAGGCACCAGAGAGUCCACACAGGGGAGAAACCCUACAGCUGCCCCCAGUGUGAGAAGAGGUUCUCCCACCAGCACCAGCUAAAGAUGCACCUGAAGAUCCACACGGGAGAGAGGCCAUUCGCCUGUAUACACUGCGAGAAGAGGUUCUCAGAGAGGAGCUACCUCAGGAUACACCAGCAGAAAAUGCACAGGGACCAUGUAUAGUAAUAUGUAAUGUAGAACUAUAUAGUUUGUUUAUAGUUCAUUCUGUUAGUUUUGGAUAUAGAGGGAACUGGGCGAGGUGAACUGAGGAUAGAAUGAGUGUGAUGAGGCAGAGGAGAUGAUAUGGUGAUGGUUGAUGUGAUGGUGUCUGUAAAAAUGCUUCACUGAUGAAGUGACAACCUUGCCCUGUUUGAUGGUGUUUUAUAAUGAGGAAAUGAUCAUGCCUUAAUUCAUGUUUACUUGACAUAAACGAGUGAAGGUGUGUGUAAUGUAAUGUUGAACCUUUUACAAAGUAUUCUAAACUUAAUUUUUAUCAAAGUGAGGGUACCAGAUUUACAGAAAAGGUCAAGUGUGUGAGAAGUUAUUUUACUUAUGUAUUGUUUUGUGAAAUAAAAGUACUGUACUUCACGCUAUGUGAGUGUAUGACCAUUUUGUUGAAAUUAAAUACAAAAUUGACUUCA
This is a messenger RNA of Oncorhynchus masou masou (cherry salmon), 2491 nucleotides long. RefSeq lists its product as uncharacterized. Lineage: Eukaryota; Metazoa; Chordata; Actinopteri; Salmoniformes; Salmonidae. The record is from RefSeq and is a predicted model, not a curated record. Gene Ontology annotation, cellular component: nucleus. The coding region runs from base 210 to 2033 and encodes 607 amino acids. The transcript has 6 exons. Gene Ontology annotation, molecular function: RNA polymerase II transcription regulatory region sequence-specific DNA binding; DNA-binding transcription factor activity, RNA polymerase II-specific. Gene Ontology annotation, biological process: regulation of transcription by RNA polymerase II; urogenital system development; embryo development.